AUGUUUUUCGCCGAGUACGAGAGGCGCGUGCUGCGCGGCGCGGGCGUGGAGGUGUCGCAAGAACAGGCAUGGCAGAUCUGGCGCCGCAUCCGCAAGAUUGACUACGGCCUUGCCCUGUUCGACGACACCAUACCGGCGCUGAAUGCGUGCAGGCAAAUGGGGUUGACGGUCGGGCUUAUCAGCAACAUGAACCAGAGUGGCGACGAACUUGCGGAUAGCAUGGGACUUCUGCCCUACAUCGACCUCUCGAUUACAUCGCAUGAGGUGGGCGCGGAAAAGCCCAAUCAGCUGAUCUUCGAGCGCGCAUUGGAGCGCGCAGGGGCGCGGCCCGAACGCGCAGUGCAUGUGGGCGACCAGAUUACUUCGGACAUUGCGGGCGCCGUGAAUGCGGGCAUCAACGCCGUACUGCUGGACAGGGAUGGCAACCACAAGGGCUACACGGCACAGCCACGAAUCACUGGGCUAGAGGAGCUUCCGGCGCUGCUGGAGCGAUUUCAGUCCUAG
Geodia barretti is the source of this 504-nucleotide messenger RNA. The record is from the annotation of a GenBank genome assembly. NCBI's taxonomy places the organism in Eukaryota, Metazoa, Porifera, Demospongiae, Tetractinellida, Geodiidae.